AGACAACAUGAGCCGGCCCUGGGGCCUGGGGUUCCAGUUUGCUGUCUUUGUCCAACUCUGUGUGUCCUUGGGUGGGUCCCAACCCUCUCUGGGCCACAGCAGCUGUGUGCUCAGGGGCUCUGGGCUCUGGGGAGGGGUCCUGAAGUGGGCCUGGGGUCAGGGAGGGGGCCUGAGGACUGGGUGAGAGGCAGGGGCCGGCUAAGUCAUGUUCACGGAGGAGCCCCCUCCCCCCGGCCAGGCCUAGGCCCACAGCAGCGGCUCAGCACCCCCAGCCUGACUCUGGACCAGUUGCUUCUCAGGCGUCUCCAUGACAACCAAGGCCUUGGAAGAACUGGAUGGAGGAGGCCUGGGCAGCUGCCAGGCAGGUGAGGACCUCUCUGCACUGACUGACCCCUGCCCAGGCCAGCCUCAGGAGGGCAGGACUCAAGUGACACCCAGGCUGGCCGACUCCAGCAGCUACCCUCCUGAUUCUCAGGAGCCAGUGGCUGAGGGCAGCCCUGGAGAGGAAGUGGAUGCCAGGCCCAAAAAGACAGAAGAGGAGCCUGUGACCAGAGAGCUCCUAGGACCUGCGAAGUUGACGCAGAGAGCAGGGGCAGCGCCCCGGAGCCCCGCGCGGAAGAAGGCGCAGGCCGCCCCGCCCGCCCCGCCGCCGCCGCCGCCGCCCGCCGCGAGCGAGGAGCUGCCGUGGGGGGAAGUGUCUCUCACCAAGUGCCUGGUGCUCGCCUCCCUCGUGGCGCUGCUGGGCUCGGCCUUCCAGCUGUGCCGCGACGCUGUGGCGGGGGCGGCGGACACCCCAGCGCCUGUCCCUGAGCCGUGGGUCCCACCACGCUCAGCCCCGAAGGAGCCAGUGGAGCCCCUGCAGAAGCCAGUGGCCUGGGUGCCCCCACCACAGCCGCCUGCGCCCCAGGCAGAGGCAGAGGCGAGGGGCAAGGUCCCAGGCAGCGGGGAGGAGUGCCCGCCUCUUACCAACCGCGGGCCCAAGGAGAGGCCGCCGAAGAAGGAGAGGCCACGGAGGGAGAGGCCUCGAAGGGAAGAGAAGCCACGGAGGGAAGAGAAGCCACGGGCUGCCGGGGAGCCCCGGGGAGCCCUACCCCGGCGCGGGGAGACCCGCGAAGGGGGCCAUCGGCCGUGGGCGCGGGACUCCGGAGACUCUGAGAACAGGAAGAGGCAGGCCUGGGACUCCCCGAGACGCCCCAACGAGGAGGACCGGCCGCCGGGACGCCUGAAGCAUCGCGUAGGCAAGGGGCGGGACUAAGUAGGGCCUGGGUUCAGGAAUCCCCGUGGCCCCGAGGUUGCAGUGAAAUAAAGGGAAUACUGCA
This is a messenger RNA of Manis pentadactyla (Chinese pangolin), 1319 nucleotides long. It is a transcript of the gene JSRP1, whose product is annotated as junctional sarcoplasmic reticulum protein 1. The transcript has 6 exons. The record is from RefSeq and is a predicted model, not a curated record. The coding region runs from base 308 to 1255 and encodes 315 amino acids. Gene Ontology annotation, biological process: skeletal muscle contraction; regulation of ryanodine-sensitive calcium-release channel activity. Gene Ontology annotation, cellular component: sarcoplasmic reticulum. Lineage: Eukaryota; Metazoa; Chordata; Mammalia; Pholidota; Manidae.